This is a messenger RNA of Salvia hispanica, 710 nucleotides long. Its product is annotated as ubinuclein-2-like. Lineage: Eukaryota; Viridiplantae; Streptophyta; Magnoliopsida; Lamiales; Lamiaceae. The record is from RefSeq and is a predicted model, not a curated record.
CGCUAAUUACUGAUUCGUUAAGCAUAUUUGUUGGCAGAGAAAUCUUCGAGCUAUGGCUAAUGAGGGAUUAUCCGCUAAACAAGAGAAAUAUGAUAAAAUACAGAAGAUGAAACAAGAAGUUACUGAAAUGGUGAAAUCACGGGCUGCGGGAAAGAGACACAAACACAGUUUCAACGAUGUGAUGGAAAAUAAAAAUUGUAAAUUAUAUGAUCUUUAUGUUGAGACACUAGAAGAAUUCUCAGGACCUCUAGUCGAAACGCUAUAUGAAGAGCUGGCUUCAUUGUGGCCCGGUGGCUUCAUGAAUGCUAAUAGGAUUAAACGUGCUAUAUACAGAGCUAAAGAAAGGAAAGGCAUUCGCAGUUUCCGGAAGGAUCGAGAGAAAAUCAAGGAGAAAAAUGUUUUACCACAGGAUGCCUCUAACAUUGCACAUGGAACGAGUUAAAGAAAUUGAUCACCAGCAGCAACCUACACCAUAUGGAUACAAAGCCGAAAAGUUUGCAACCGAAAAAGAAACAAAAAUGGAUGCCCAAUGCCGAGGUGGCUGAAGCUAUACUUCGCCUGGAGAAGCUGGUUAUUUCGCAAGGCGGAGAAAGGGCACAAACUUGAAAAGCAUUGAACUUGCUAAUAUUUGUGUGAAAGCAUUGAAUUUGAUAAUAUUUUUGAUUUGUAAUGAACAUAAUACUAAAUGUAAUAAAUAACUGAAAAUGGUA